AGAAGCGUUUGUCAUCGAUAGUAGGGUAUUGUUUUAUAACAAAGCUUCUGUUCUAUUAUUGACUGUUACGUCAUAGACAGUGGUUUGAAGUUUGUUCUAGAAUUGAUUGUUACGUCAAAGGAAAGUUUUAUUCUCGAAGUUUUAACAAUCUUGAUCGUAAUGAAUGGAAGUUUCAGGUAAACAACUUUAUUAUGAGGACUUAGACGACAGUGAGAGUUGUACAUCUUCACUGGCAACCACGUUGACACUGAGUGAGGAUGCUGAUGAUUUAUAUUUAGGGGCAGAAGCAAAUUCCUUUGAAGCCAAAAAAGUUGAAAACGAAAGAAAAAGUUCUUUGGGUUCGUUGAAAUAUGAAACGUUGAGAGAAAAAUUGUCAAUAUCAAGUGUUGUUGAUAUUUUAAAAGCGCGAGAAUGCGAUCCAACACAAGUUUUGCAAAAUCUUGGGUUUUGCGGAAAAUCUUCCGAUAAAACUCGUUCCGACAUAUUAGCGAGAUUCAAUUACCGAGACCCCAUUAAGGAAAACAAUCAAGCUCCUGAGAGGGUUUAUGAUGUCACAAAGAGCAUUAAUAAAACAAAGGAAUGGCUGACAAUGCAUCAUCCUGAUGAUGAGAAGAAGGCCCCUGUUACCAUGGGUGAUACAUUAGCGAAACGCACUGCCCUCCAGUGGGCAAAGAACCGUCGUCGUUUCUCAGCGAAAUCUCGUCAAUCGUCAUUCGAUCUUUUGCCGAAAGUUAAUGAAGAAUCCAUCGAAGGCCACUCGGUGACAGCAGACACAAUGAUGAUACGCGAAAGUUCACAAGAAAAAGUUGAGGAACCGCCACGACCGUUGAGACAUAUUUCGCUGAGUCAUGCUCAACUUGAAUCUUUUGAACUCGAAGAAAUAAACAGCAAUGAUGACAUCACAGAGAAGCGACAUCCACCCAUUGUGAGUCAGCAAAUAUCAGGAAAUCCCCAUGAAAGUGAUGAGUCAUCAAGUGGGUUCGACGAGGAUGAUAUGACAUCAUUAUUACAUCAUCAAACCUGUGAUGAUGUCAUCAACGUACGUCCAAAUAAGGUGGUUGAAACUUACGAGGGCCAAUGUUUGUGCGGAACGAGGAAAUCCACAACAAACGUACGAUACGUCUAUGACAUCACAAUGGGGGAUUGUCGCAACACAAACAACUCGUGUUCCACUUCACCGAACAAAGUCAACCAACCGCGACGUGUCGUUUCUGAGUUUCGUCGUCAACGGAGACGGGAGGUCGCGGGGAGGUCAGCGGUGUCCGGUGACAUCAUCAGUGACAUCAUCGAUGAUGCGGCGAUCGUUUGUAAAGGUGGGAAAUAUUUCUAUCGUCGUCGUAGAAACGGGAGCGUACAUGUCAUUGGUGAUGAUGUCAUCGAAAGGGAAUCCCCUGAUGACAUCACUUAUAAGGUGGAUGAUGUCACAAUAGACGAACCUUGCUUAUGUAAACUGAUGACAUCACAUGACACGGCUAUGACAUCAUCACAACGACUGACUCGUCAAUUUUGCACAACUUCGUUUCCACCACACGGUGGGGUUAUCAGUCCUGUAUAAAUAUAUAAUUUCUAUGUUGCAAUAAUUGUGAUGUCAUAUUUUAUCUUUAUUACAUCACAGACCUGCCUUAUUGUUCCAACUAUUGUGAUGUCACAAUAUGCACGUAGCUUCAAUAAUAAAUUUAUUGUCACAUAACAAUUGUUUAUUUAUUGACGUAACAAUGGGGUGGAUUCUGUUGUCGCGCGUCGACGAUUAUAACUCGGACGAAGAAAAAUAAGUGCGACAAUAAAACACACGAUGGCGCAAGAGGUCGGGACGAGCGAGGCAAUCGUUGAACCUUUGGCCCAUAUUGGGGGAUUCCCCAGUGCAUACCUGGACACGAUUGGUUGAAAUAUAAAGAACGUCAUCCAUGACAUCACAAGUAUUGAGGAAAAUGUGGUCACCGGGUGGGGGUAUGUGACCUCCGCUGCAAUCUCCAACAAUGCUGUCUCGGCCACGCCCAUAAACAAACCUAAUAUG
Molecule: messenger RNA, 2014 nt
Organism: Ciona intestinalis (vase tunicate)
Lineage: Eukaryota; Metazoa; Chordata; Ascidiacea; Phlebobranchia; Cionidae
Source: RefSeq, a predicted model, not a curated record